AUGAAGUGGUGCCUCACCGACAACGUCGAAGACCAGGUUGCGCACAAACCAUUUGUGUUUGGUAUCGAGGAGGAAGCUGGUCGCUUCGAGCUUGGCGACGGUGGUAUGCAGGCAUUUCGUGUUGGAUUGUCAACAGUGGAACUCCUUCGAAAGUACCACGCUGUGGUCACGGUCAACCCAACAAAGACCGUCAUAUGUCACAUGGACACGACAUUUUCGAAAAACGUGUUGGGCUACCCCAUGUAUGUAUUUGGAUACUCCGACGUGGGGGGCACAUUUCACCUUCUGUGCGUACGCAUAACGUCACAGCGGACCCACACCGACGUCGCGUGGCUACUGCGGUCACUCAAGGAGAAGUUUACAAGUCUCCUGAAUUAUGCGUGGGCGCCGACAAGACUAAUGGGUAACGCAGACAAGGCACAAUUCUUAGGAAUGACCAACGCACUUCAACCUGAGCUGCCUCUUCUCGAAUACCUUAUGUGUUUUUUUCUCUGCUACGACAAACGCCAAAGCAUGACAAGUGAGGAGUGGACAAGUGUCACCUUUGACAUUUACCUGUUGCACAUGUCCACAAGUGAAGCCGAUUUGGUCAACAACAUGGACACUGCGCACGCAAACUGGGAAGGCAGCCGCACUCUACGAAAGUUCAGAUCCUACUUUUUCAACACAUGGCUCGCCGUGUAUUCAACAAACCAUGGGCCGCGGUUUUGGAAAUGGCAAGUGUUUCACAGCCAUAGGGGGUGCUCGUACACCAACAACCCCAAUGAACAUUUCAACCGCAAACUCAAAGAUGCAAUCGGUCGUGUCAAGAAGCAUGUCCCACACCUGUUCAAGAAGUGGCGAAACUGGUUCAAGAAAUCUCAACUGAGGCGACACCUGGGGUACAACAUCCAGUCCAAACCGAGCGAAUGA
Messenger RNA from Aphanomyces astaci, 912 nucleotides. RefSeq lists its product as hypothetical. The transcript has 4 exons. Bases 1 to 912 code for a protein of 303 amino acids. The record is from RefSeq and is a predicted model, not a curated record. Lineage: Eukaryota; Oomycota; Saprolegniomycetes; Saprolegniales; Verrucalvaceae.